AAAUCAAUAUAUCGUCGACGUGAGUGGGGAAUUCUCAUCGUGUGUUUACAAAUCGUCCAACAAGGAAACCCGUACCACGGCGAUUGUCCUGCCCGAUCGACGAACUCGGGAAAGCGGCGAGUAUAGGUUAGGGUCAGGCGGGUUUUAUAUUUAUAUUUAUAUAUACAUUUUUAACUUCUCAAGUCUCUCUUCAUCUUCCGCUCUGCUUCACCUGUGUUCACUGGGCUAUGACGCGCCCGCACAUUCCUACAAUUGUGUUGGGCAAUACAACGAUCUCGGCGAAGACAAACGGACCAGUCCCUUGAAAACGGGUUGACAAGACGGUUUCGAUCAACUCGUCCUGCACUAUUUUUUUAAUCUCUCACAGAAAUCAACGUUGGCGACGCCUGCUUUCUCGGAUACAUAUAUACAUACACACACACAGACUCGGGAUAUAUAGAUAUAUAUAUAUAUAUACACACACGAGUGGAUAUAAUAUUAUCUACACAACGUAUUGCAGUAUUCUGUCGGUGCUGGGCCUGUCCUGCCCACAGAUGCCUGAAAUGCUCCAGUUGAGUUAGUGAGACAGCUCGGUGACAGAUGUACAAUGUCUUACCUGUCUGUUGCCGGUGAGCGGACCACCGCCGGACACCGCUAAACUGACGCACAGCGCUCAUCAGGUGCCCAAAAUGUUUCGCUGCUGGAAAUUAUGUGUUCUUUUCGUGCUUUUAAAUUGCUCUUGUGCACAGAAUUGCGACGAACCCAAUAUCGCAGGAAUUGUGGUGGGCAGUGUGUUUGGAACCCUGGCAGUGGUUCUACUGGUUCUCGGCAUUAUCUUCUUUCUUCUGUGGCGCAGACGAAGAGUAUUUCUAAACACGCCCAAGAAAACACGGAAAGCUGAAUUAACUGAAGAUGUUCCGACCCCGGAACACGAGGGUCACGUCAACCCCGCCUUCAACGACAGCCACGCAGACACCGCCACGGCCAUGGAACAAGGGUUUGGUGGAUAUGUGCAGUGUAACGAUCUGGAUUCUUUACCGAAGACAAAAACGCCCGUGGUUUCCCCGGUGUCCAAGGAUGACCGACGGAAGACGUGGACGUCACUGCCCCGGCCGGACAUCCCCGGGAUACAGCGACAGGGAUCUCUGGGUUCGCUGGACGAGAACAUCCUCAGCACGAUGGACCCCGAUAUAAUCGGCGUUUGGCUGCACAGUCAGGAUUUCAUUGGUCUUGGUUUCAAUAUUUCUGGCAAUAUGAGGGACGGCAUCUUCGUGAGUCAAGUCCACAACCGUGGACCUGCCAUUGAGUCAGGGAAAGUUAAUGUUGGUGACAGAAUCCUCAGUGUGACGAUAUCGUUCCAGAACACGGUGUUUGAAGACGCCCUGACCAUCUUGAGUUACGCGUCUCCGUAUCCCGUGAAGAUUACACUGCAGAAACAAGUGUCGGCUAUCAACUCUCAGAAACCGAACGAGGCCAACGAGAAUCUCAGUCACCCACUGUACAGAAGCCAGUCUUUAGACGCUCUGCAAAGGCUGGGCAAAGAUCCCCUGUUCAGACCGAAAAGAACACUGAGCGAAAUGAAACCCGAAACGCGGAAAGAUUCGUCAAGGAAAAAUUUGCAUGACCUUGUCAAUCAUAAUUUUUCAGAUUUGCUAGAGAACAAAAGUAGCAGCAAUUCAUCACUUGAUGUCAGCAAAGCUGAAGCUUCCACCAACGACCACGAUUUACAACAAAAAUCAGAAAGGAAAAUUAAUCUAACUGUAUCUGAGGUGAUUGUGCACAAUGCUGAUGACACAAAUAUGCUGGAUUUUCCCGAUUCUGGACUUCAAAAUGUUAAAGUGGAAAUCAAUGGUGUUCACGAGAACUCUGAAAAUACCAUUCUACCAACUAAAGUUUCUGAACAAGAACAUAUUCCAUCGACAAAAGAAAAACAAAAAGACUCCAAAUAUGACAGCACUGAAGUCAUGCAGUUUGCAAGUUUAAUGGACAAAAUGUUAGACUUAGAUUCUAAUAAAACCUUUGAAGGAUCUACGGAAACGACUAACAGACACGUAUCUGUGGAAAUACAAGCCGAUACCUCAGUUGGGUUGAACGCAGAACAAACCUCACCAUCUCCAACGAAACCCCGAAGAAGGAAGAAAAACUCCAGCACGACCAGUUCUACAUCUGGUGACAAUCAGAAGUUGGACGUCAGUGCUGCAGCUAACUCAGGUGUGGUUCUAGAAGACUGCAUUGUCGCGAUGGCAGCUGGGACAGUGUCAAGCGCUCCUGGUGAUCUUCCAGAAACAGGAGGCGAGGUUGUUGAGGACGAAAUUGUUCCAGAAACGCAUGCCAGAGACAUUUCAAUCGGCAGUGAGAAAAUACAGUUUACACCCCACGAUAGGGCUGUGGCUAGUCAGGAAAGGCCUCCGUCUCCACCAGUUACUAGAAACCUUGUGGAUAUCAGUGAACCAGUUGAGACGCCAUCUGUUGACAAAGACCCCGUGGAAGAGGAAGUCAUAGAAGCAUCCACAUCCAAACGAGAUUCAUCAAAGCCUAAACAAAUCACCGCUGUAUCAGAAACAAUGCCAUCUGCUGAAAUGAUCACAAACUACUCAUCUCCACAGGUUAACGUGACGGUGGAAGAGCCGAAAGCGCCAGUGAGGGAGCUGGACGACGAUCUACUGGAGCAGAUCAUCUCGAUGAACUCUCAUGCGCCGGGAACUCAGGGAAUCAAGUGGAUUAACAACUCCGACACCGACCUGUUCGUCGACGCGCAGAACCCGUCGAGAGGUGGAAUAGCGUUUGAAAUUCGGGACGAUAUCACGACGGGGCUGCCGAGAAAUCUGGCCCUUAAUAAACACAGUAUUUCCAGAACUAUGUCCUACGACAACCCGCUUGGAGGGGACUUCAAGGGUGCGGUUCGCGUCGGUUCUCUGAAGGAGACCAAACAGAGUGUUAGCAAUGACGACGUCAUUAACAGUAAUCCUCUGGACUGGUCGGGGAAGAGGUUGGUGCGGUCGGAGUCGUUUUCAAAUAUACCUCAGGAUGAUUCCAUCAGUGACUGGACGGACAAGAACCUGUUAAACGUUGAUUCCAACGACGACCUUUCGAGGGCGUCGUCGGACGACUGCAUUGUGUUUGACAUGGAAACGGAACACAGGAAUAAGAUGACGCGAGCGGAGAACGUCUUUGCGGCAAGAGAAAAUCUGGCAAACAUCGCGAGUGAUGCGACGACGCCGAUACUGAUUUCAACGAACGGACAGGACGAUGGUCUUGGGACGUCUCCCGAGCUGUCGCCACUGAAGAACAAUAACAUUGAGAUAAACAAAACGGGUGACAAAAACCACGACGCGCACCAGUCAGGAGGAAAUAGAUUCUCCGUGACACUUCACGCAAAUACUGACGAUGAUGUUGACUGCUGAAGGAGAAAGUAAAAACACAAAAACAAAAACAAAGGUGUUAUGAAACUAGUACCAAUACAGAAGGCAGCUAUCCAGGGAUUAAGGCCAAUGCAGGGUCGAGCGAGACCCCCUUCAUAUUCCUCAGUGUGUUACUUUGGGGUCAGGCAGAAUGUCUUGCCAGCCCAUUCUGUAAUCUGAGAUAUACGAGUCCUGGCAAGCAAUCCGCUACAAUGCAUUCCCUUCGAGGCAUGUAGAUUAAUGUUCAAUAUCUCUUGUAUGAAAGUUAGAACAUUUAAGAUAUAACGUAAAGGGCAUCUAUACCUCAGGACUUACGGCUUGGUCAAAAUAUUGUAAAUAUGUUUGAAAGAAAAUGUCGUUUUUAAGACAUAAUCGUAUGGCAAUGAAAGGACAGCUAGGGUGCAUAGAGGCAAUUUAGCGUGUUUGUGCUUCAAUGAAGGCUUCACUCAUUUGAGUCUACGACAUGUGAAAUACAAUUAUGUUUCCUAAACAUUUUUUUAAAGUAAUGCAUAACAAAGUAGUUAUUCACAUUUUUCUAUAAUAGUUGCUGUUGUUAUUGUUGUUGUUGUGCUAGUUGUUGCGUUAAUAGUUGUUACACGUUUGUAAUACUCAAACCUACACAAUUACAAAGGGUAGAAUAUGGAGAAACUACACUCCUGUAAAUUAAGGAAAGGAUUGCUUGAUAAUUUAAAACAAUAUAUGCCAUAAUGGCUGUCCUAGUUAAGAAAGUAAUAAAACAAACAUUAUUACUUUUGAAGAUUUUUGUCCGAAAUAUUUCGAAACUGGGUAUGUUGCUUAAACGAUGUCAAUACAAUGAAGUUGGCGAUGGAUAUGUGUAUGCAAAUUUGAUCAACAGAUCAAAACACGUCAUUGUAAAACAUUGUAAUGCUACCAUUUAUCACAUAUAUUUUAAGAUGUGUUUAUGGCAUAAAUACUGCAUAUUAUGUAUUUUAUAUUUCUUUAACCAUUUUUAUAACUCGUUGUUGUGAAAACUCGUAUAUUGGACUCUAAAGAAAAUUACCCACUGACUACUUUAAUGGAUUUCCACUUUGAAGAACGAACGUAAUAUUUAUAUGAAUGCAUAUUGCCAGGGAUGUACAAAGAAUUUGCAAACACUAUUUACAUAGACUAUAUUUUUAUGUACAGUGUAUUGUUGAAGGUAACGUUAUGUCGUCCACUUGUUAUGCUGAAUGAUGCAUUUUACCUCAGCUUCUCCGAAUGUACAUUUGUUUUUAUCUAGACCAGUCUAGUUUGUCUACAGUGAUCAAGGUGAGCAAAACUAGAAACUAACCUGACAUAAUAUAUCCGUUAAUGACCAUUACUGUACCCCAACUCCGUACGUUUUCACCACAAAUCCUCAUUCAAAUAUUUUUCUUGCCCAAUUCUUCCUUACUCAUUGACCAUAUACUCCCACCCCAUAAUACAUUGCGUACGGCCCUGGUGUCAGACUCAUUAUCUCGAUUAUUUAUGACAUCGUUUACAUCAAAGUUCAUAACAAGCAUGUUUUGAUAAAGAAAAAUAAACAAGUCGUAGUAUAAUACAAACCAACUUGUAGAUAUAUUGACAAAUCUCACUCGUGUUUCAAGAUGUAAAAUAAUGGGGCCAAUAGGGAACUGAAAGGUGCUGAAUUGCAAAUUUGUUUAAGAUAUCUAGGUCUUGAUUAAACAUCACUUACACCAAGUCCGACUAUCAGUUACUAGAAGUGUACUGGAUUAGUUUCAAAUGUUUGUAAUAAAUAUGUUUUACGUGUACAAAUUAUCUGUAUUCUUUUAAUAGAAUGAUUUGCGUGUAAACAUUCCUUGAGAUUUUCUUUUUUUAAUUAUACACAUUUUUAUAAAUAUAACAUUCAUGACGGGUAUGGCGAAAUAAUAAAGUUGGGUUGUCUAACCCAGUAUGUUAGUUAUUGUAGUUGGUCUAAUAGUUUUUUUUUUUACUCAGAACCUGUCCCAGACAUUUAACAUACAUAUUUGUGUACACGAAAAUCAAAUCAAACACGUGUUUAAAAUACUAAUUUCAUUUCUCCUCUGAUGCAAGUAAUUCUUGAAUCCAUUACUAUUUGUAAUCUAGGUACAUGGUUUACAAAUAUUGUGAAAACGAUUCAUGAUACAUGAAUUAAGUACAAAUUUCUGAAACGCACAAUAUGCGUUCACGUUACGAGUAUGCCACGUUUUACAUCUUGUUUUGUAUAAAACCAAUUUAUUUAGACUUCUGUAUUGUUCCAAGUGUGUUCAAAUAUAGUUUCUAUGUUCUGGUAUAUCCUUGUAAAAUAAAUAAAAUAAUUCGUCACUGUUGGAUAGUAGAUGUUCAGGUAUCUUACUACUUAUCACAACUUUGAAAACUGGAUGUUUCAUAAACGUCAACAAUAAUGGAAACCAUUUUGUUUUGAAUGGUUGAUGUUAUUGCAAUAUUAAUAUGAAACAUAUUACGCAAGUACGUAUACCAUACAGGCAUUUGCAGAUGCAUUAAGGCGUAAAGUAGUUUUCAAAAACCCGACCCUAUCUAAAAAAAAGUGCCACUCUAGUUUUUCAAUGUAAUUUUUUUUCGAUUUUUAAAAAUUAAUAUGUAGGCCCUACGUGAAGAGUAAAAAUAUAAUUUAAAAAAAAAGAAAAAAAAAAAAAAAAAAAAAAAAAUUCCUCCAAACCACCCUUAAAUGUAAUUCGGCACGAUCCUGGAAACACUGCAAACAGAUCUAUCCUAAUUUGGUUCUAAACAUGGGGUUUGGAGAGAUACUCUGUUAUGUUUAGAGUGGUAGCACCCACUAUUGGCACGAUGGCAGACAUGUUCAUCCCCAGAACCAUUCCAAAUAAUAAAAGGAUUCGCUUCUUUUAAAACAUUUUUUAAUAAUACAUGGUUUUACUAUUGGUUUCAAAUGAUCUUAACCAGAAAUGGGCAUUUGUUUAAAUUUUGUUUAAAGACAAAUUGUUAAUAACUUUGUGUAAAUUUAUCUACACUAAAUAAUACUGACGACAGUACAUUAAUAGCCGCAUAAUAUAUUUUGCAUGCGACAUAAGAUGUAUAUUUGUUUGAUAAGCCACAAAUAUAUCACCCGACAUUAUAUAAAUUAUGUAUUAUCUUUUCGUUCUUUUUUUAAAUUAGUAAUUACUUUUCUCUUGGUAAUACAUAAAAACCACAACAAAGUACAGACAUAAUUGUAAUUUUAAGCAGUCGCAUGUGUAUCUGGUUGUCGUGUACAGAAAUUUUUAGACGGUUUCUUUAAAACAUACAUUACAGUUGUUAGCAUAUUGCUGAUCAUCGGACUAGCACAACACUGUGUUGUUCAUCGUGUAUGCUAUACAUUGUACGUUACCGAUAUACCACUAUCAUUAUACAUGUAUAGUUCUACUAUAAUAUUUUUUUAUAACAAGGACGGAAGUUCGACAUGUAACAUUUAUAUGCAAUACAAGCAAUAAAGUAUACUCACAAUAUCAA
Gigantopelta aegis is the source of this 6809-nucleotide messenger RNA. RefSeq lists its product as uncharacterized. The record is from RefSeq and is a predicted model, not a curated record. Gene Ontology annotation, biological process: regulation of RNA splicing. Gene Ontology annotation, molecular function: protein binding. The transcript has 7 exons. Gene Ontology annotation, cellular component: cytoplasm; nucleus. The coding region runs from base 669 to 3383 and encodes 904 amino acids. Lineage: Eukaryota; Metazoa; Mollusca; Gastropoda; Neomphalida; Peltospiridae.